AUGGAGUUCAUGGUAUCCUUUGACUCGUCAAGGACAAGAUCUCAACAACCACAGACGGCGGCGCCAUCCACGAACACAUCCAUCCAACAACAGCAGUAUCAACAAGCACAGUAUCCACAGGAUCAAUUCCAACAACCACACCUGAUUGGCUCUUCAGAUACGUCAUCAAUCCCAAAACAGGAGGGCUUAAUUGAUACUCAAGCACAGCAACAUCAUCAGGGCCAACUUGGCCAACAACAGCACCAUUUCACAAGUGCUAAGCAGGACAAUUUCUACUUUGAAAACAACUCACAGCUCCCUUCGCAUCAGCAACAGCAACAACCACAGUUGACUCCAUUAGCUAUGAAGAACGACUUGUUAUCUCAAAGCAGUGGGUUACUUGAGCCAACACCAGGGUACUUGCGGUCGGAGUUCUUUACAGGAAGUAAUACGCCGUCACUUUAUCCUCCACCAUAUCAAAGGUCAGCAUCUCUUGGUGGACCACAACAACAAGAGUUGGCGAAUGAACAUUUCCAAAGUCAUUCAAAACAAAUUAUGGUUCCGGAUUUGAACGCACCUUCCAAUGCGAUGUUUCAAUUCCCCUUGAAUAAUUCAUCUGGAGCCAAUUCUAAUCUGCAAAGAAAUGACUUUGUAUCUGGGUUUUACCCAGUUAAUACUGCUGUGCCUCCACUACAGCAGCAGCAGCAGCAACAACAACAGCAACAACAACAUCAUCAUCACCAUCAUUCUCAUCACCCUCACCAUCAUCCUCAUACCCAUACCCAUCCUCAUAAUCAUCAUCAUGACAAUAACAACAAUGAUAACAACACUCACAUUCCGCAACAGCAACAACAAGAACAACAACAACAGUUUCAACAACAUAUCAGCCAACCACAACAAGUCGCGCCACAGAUGGAGGUUAGUCAAACCAUGAGAUAUCCCGAUAUGUAUCAGCGAUCAUACUCGUACGAUACUCCACUCACAACAUCAAUGAUGGUUCAACCAUCGUCAUCGACAUAUAACUACAUCCAGCCCAUAAAUACCACAGGACAAGUUGACCAAAGCGAUGAGAUGACACGAUUACAAUCUUACUAUAAGAACAACAACAUAGUGGAACAGUUCACCAAGGAUGACAUUGUCGUUCUAAAGUCGUUGUUGCAAAAUGGUGAAAAGAUGAAAUGGAGGUAUAUCUCUUCAAGGCUGUCCACCUUAACUGGUCGAAGAUCAACCUCUGCAACGUGUUGUAAAAAGGCCAAGGAACUCUUCAAGCUGCCAAGUGAGAAAAAUAGUGGUACUCUGGGCACAAGCUUACCAUAUCUUAUUCAUAACUCUUGGGACGCAAUAGUGGAUGACAGUUUGGUUGAAGGUUAG
Williopsis jadinii is the source of this 1350-nucleotide messenger RNA. RefSeq lists its product as uncharacterized. NCBI's taxonomy places the organism in Eukaryota, Fungi, Ascomycota, Saccharomycetes, Phaffomycetales, Wickerhamomycetaceae. Bases 1 to 1350 code for a protein of 449 amino acids. The transcript has a single exon. The record is from RefSeq and is a predicted model, not a curated record.